Megachile rotundata (alfalfa leafcutting bee) is the source of this 4536-nucleotide messenger RNA. It is a transcript of the gene hh, whose product is annotated as hedgehog signaling protein. The record is from RefSeq and is a predicted model, not a curated record. Gene Ontology annotation, molecular function: patched binding; calcium ion binding. NCBI's taxonomy places the organism in Eukaryota, Metazoa, Arthropoda, Insecta, Hymenoptera, Megachilidae. Gene Ontology annotation, biological process: smoothened signaling pathway; protein autoprocessing; multicellular organism development.
CACCCUGGACCCCGACCAGGCCAAAGGAACAACGCGGAGUACCCACCGAAACCCAUCCCGCAUUUCCCACCACUUACUCGUCCGGAAAACGUGCGCCACAGAGCUUCCGGACUGGUGCUCGCAUAUCGAGUUCAGUCAAGUGAGAUCAGGUCGAUCGGGUGUACCUCACGAAAACAGUCGAUCAUACGCACGGUCCGAAGUUCGCCGACUACGCCGGUUCUACGGAUCUUUGGAGAACGCGCGAUCGGUGAAUCACGAUUUUGGACGUGGGUGAAGCGUCGACGGUUCGGUUAUUCGCCGUUAAUGGUUUCCAGUGAUGGUCCGUUGUUAAGCAUGCACGAAUCGGUAGCGUGAGAUCGUACGGAAACACCUCGGCGAACCCUAGUCCGUAUCUGUAUCCUGACCUAACGACUCUGAUAAGACGCGAACUAGGAAGGGAUAACGGACAGGAGAGAGGAUUCUCCUCGGAGGCUCCGCGCAGUGAUAAAGUAGGCGUUCGAUGCCGGUCGUUUCGUGCUGAUCUCCCGAUUGAUACGGCGAUAUAUCAGCUAGCUCUCGCGGGUGGUGAUUAGACGCAGCUACGACGCUCGCAACGGUGAUAAGAGUGCGUGAAGGGGGGGUGUGUGAUGCCCUGGUUAUGGUUAAGCGUGAGUGAGGUCAGUGGCAAGAGGAGGAGAAGGACCGGCAGAGGCAGAGGCAGCUCGUCGUCCGCGUCGCCGUCGUCUAGGUCAUCGUCGUUCUGUCAGCCGUGGAGGAGGAGGAUCGCCGGCGGCGGUGGUGGUGGUGGUGAGAACUCGGUGGUACCGUCGACGUGCUCGACAACGACGGGCUGCUCAGCAACGUCCGCGUGCACGAGGAUCACCGACCAGUGACCACAGCAGCCAGGGUCGUCCUCGAGUCACAGCCACGUGAUUAUGGUGCACCAUCAUCAUCGUCGUCGCGGCCUUCAGGCGAGCCAUCAUUGCGCGAUCAGGAGGCGAGGAACGACACCCUCGCUUCUUCAAGUAUUCCUACUGAUACUCUGUCUCUGGCUACCGGUCUUGGAUAAUAGUGGUCUCGUCCUCGCCUGCGGACCGGGCAGGGGCGGCGGACGACGACCGAUCUUGAGGAAACUCACGCCCUUGGUGUUCAAACAACAUGUGCCGAACGUCAGUGAAAACACGUUACCGGCGAGCGGACUCAGCGAGGGACGCGUAUCACGUCACGACUCCAGGUUCCGGGACCUUGUGCCCAACUACAACGCCGACAUCAUCUUCAAGGAUGAGGAGGGCACCGGAGCCGAUCGACUGAUGACACAGAGGUGCAAGGAGAAGCUGAACACCCUCGCCAUCUCGGUAAUGAAUCAAUGGCCAGGGGUGAAACUACGGGUGACAGAGGGUUGGGACGAGGAGGGAAAACACGCGACGGAUUCGUUGCAUUACGAGGGACGUGCCGUCGACGUGACGACGAGCGAUCGGGAUCGUUCGAAAUACGGAAUGCUGGCGAGGCUCGCUGUCGAAGCUGGUUUCGAUUGGGUCUACUACGAGUCCAGGUCACACAUCCACUGUUCCGUCAAAUCUGAGUCCUCAUCGGCCGGCAAAUCAGGCGGAUGUUUCCCCGGCCGAAGCCUGGUGCGCACCCAGGACGGUUCCACGAAGCGCCUGGACCAGGUUCAGUUAGGCGACCGCAUCGCCGCCCUGGAUUCCCGCGGGGACAUCGUCUACAGCGAGGUGAUCGCGUUCCUGGAUCGCUCGUUAACCGAGAGGAGGCAGUUUGUACAGCUAACGACAGAGUCCGGUCGAGUGCUGACGCUGACACCUGCUCAUUUGGUGCCAGUGGAGGGCAGGUCGUCGAUCUUCGCCGGCAGAGUGAACCGCGGUGACAAGAUCCUGGUGAGGGACCCAGCGGACGAGAACGAGGUGGAGCAUCGUCUGCGAUGGGACAAGGUGGUAGACAGGCGGCUGGUCCUUGAAGAAGGCGUUUAUGCGCCUCUGACGACGGAGGGCACCGUUCUGGUGGACGACGUGGUCGCGUCCUGCUACGCCUUCGUGGACAGCCAGGAGGUGGCGCACUUCGCCUUCCUGCCGUACAGGAUCUGGACUAGCGUGAAGUACUUCUUCACGAGGAGGCUGCUGGGCGUGGAGGACACCAGGUACUCGGAGGUCAGGCAGGACACGAGGACGCCUCAGGAAGGCGUGCACUGGUACGCGUCUUUCUUGUUCUGGGUGUCCUCGUUCGUCACUCCCACGAGGAUGCUGUACCAGCGGCUGGUCCUUGAAGAAGGCGUUUAUGCGCCUCUGACGACGGAGGGCACCGUUCUGGUGGACGACGUGGUCGCGUCCUGCUACGCCUUCGUGGACAGCCAGGAGGUGGCGCACUUCGCCUUCCUGCCGUACAGGAUCUGGACUAGCGUGAAGUACUUCUUCACGAGGAGGCUGCUGGGCGUGGAGGACACCAGGUACUCGGAGGUCAGGCAGGACACGAGGACGCCUCAGGAAGGCGUGCACUGGUACGCGUCUUUCUUGUUCUGGGUGUCCUCGUUCGUCACUCCCACGAGGAUGCUGUACCAGUGAGGCCUCCCGGUGGUCCUGGAGGAUUCCUUAGUCUUCGUUGCGUGAAACGGACCGUGAAACGCGUCCAAAACGCCAGCCCACGUGGUCGCAGGACCAGGUCCUCGAGGGGAGAGUCCGGAGGAAACGUGGACCCUGAAGAACGUACUCGCGUUCGGGCUGAUCGUUUGUUGGCCAGUGUGACCUCCGAGUGACGUGUAGCAUAUUAGGUACAUAGGCGACGUGUGUACAAUACGAGUAUAUUAAUGUAAUUUGUUGUUCUGAUCCUUGAACGCGGACUGUGCUGUCUGAGAUGGAUCUGCGACGGAACCCGGUUAAAUGUGACUAUAAUUAGGAAAAUCGACGGACGGAAUGUACAGCAUGUUUAUGUAGAGUUUAUUUAUGGAACUGUGUGAGGCGGCCUUUUAUUGUAGCCCGGCGAAAUGCUUGAAAAGUGUUUCAGCGUUCUAUGUAGUGUGAAACCUAUUCGUUAUUGUAUCGAUACUUGCAAAAAUAGAUGAAAGUGUACUCUCGCGAACUUUGACUUCUUUCGGGUCCAUUAGACUGCAUUAUUUAUGUGGGAAGAGAAGAGUUAUGGUCUACUUAGGUUUUUCUGAGGCCUGGGUAAAUUAAGGGGAUCUUGCAUUAGCUGAACACAUUAUUUAUCAGAAGGAGGUUCAAUGUUAGGGUCUACUUAGGCUCUUUCGAAGUUAAGGUGGCUUGGAGUGUAGGAUAUACUACCUCUUGCAUUAGUUAUCCACAUUAUCUCCUUUCAUCAUAGUUGUACAUAUAAAGAAAAACAAUUACAAAAGCAACAUCUACAUUCAGAUUUCCUUAACCUGAACUAAACAUGGACAGUAAUUUAGAGAAUGUUUAUAUCAAUGUCCUACCUCUCGUCUUAGUUGUCCACAUAAUUUAUCAUCAAAAACAGAAAUUUUCACAUUUGAAUCUUCUCAAGUUCUAAUUUAGACAUAGAUAACCUAAACAAAAUGCAAAUAAGGAAAUAUCCUACCUCCCGCCUUAGUUGACCAUAUAAUUCAUCCACAAAAACAGUAAGUUUCACAUGUGAGUCUCCUUAAGUUCUAAAUGAGAAAUAAAUAUUCUGGACAAAAUGCAAAGAAGGAAAUGUUCUAACUCUCGCCUUAGUUGACUAUAUGACUUAUCAUCAAAAGUAGAAAGUUUCAUAUGUGAAUCUCCUUAAGUUCUAAAUUAGAAAUAAAUAUUCUAGACAAAAUGCAAUGGAGGAAAUGUCCUACCUCUCGCCUUAGUUGACCAUAUGACUUAUCAUCAAGAACAGAAAGUUCCACAUUUGAAUCUCCUUAAGUUCUAAACUGAACAUAGAAAACUUAGACAAAAUGCCCAAAAGAAAAUAUCCUACCUCUCGCCUUAGUUGACCAUAUGACUUAUCCACAAAAACAGAAAGUUUCACAUUUCCAUUUGAAUCUCCCUAAGUUCUAAACUAACUAUAUAUCAUAAACUACACAAAAUACAGAAAAAGAAAUAUCCUACCUCUCGCCAUAGUCGUCCACAUUAUAGAAAACAGAAGAUUUCUCAGAAUUUUCUCAGAAACCUUGACAAACCAGCAAUAAAUCGAAAUGAAACUAAAUCUAAAGGAAUUCUGAGAAGAGUCUAGUGGAAACUUAGGGAAAAUUCUGACUAGAGCGAUUUUUCUUAACCGAAAGAAGUCUUAGGUUGCGCAAGAGUACAUAAACGAAUAUUUUUCACGUAAUUUGAAUGAAUUACAUACAGAUAAAAUCGCGUGAGAAACUCCGCGUUUCCUCGAUCUUUUUCUUGUUUUUAACCAUAUACAUUGCUGCAUUUUUAACAUAAUUCGUAGAUGAAAUAACAAAUUUUCCCCUCGAUGUACAGUGAUCGUAGCGACAAAAUAUUGAUUUCGAUUAAAUUGUUUCUGAUCGAUGAUGUUAGGUGAUGAUCUUCGCGAUAGGACGAUUGCUGCAUUGACACCUAAAUUAUCUUUGCAGAAAUUGAUAUAUUAUAUAUUAUUAUA